Messenger RNA from Heteronotia binoei (common prickly gecko), 1511 nucleotides. It is a transcript of the gene HSD17B7, whose product is annotated as hydroxysteroid 17-beta dehydrogenase 7. The record is from RefSeq and is a predicted model, not a curated record. Gene Ontology annotation, molecular function: 3-beta-hydroxysteroid 3-dehydrogenase (NADP+) activity; estradiol 17-beta-dehydrogenase [NAD(P)+] activity; 5-alpha-androstane-3-beta,17-beta-diol dehydrogenase (NADP+) activity. NCBI's taxonomy places the organism in Eukaryota, Metazoa, Chordata, Lepidosauria, Squamata, Gekkonidae. Gene Ontology annotation, biological process: cholesterol biosynthetic process. Bases 266 to 1270 code for a protein of 334 amino acids. Gene Ontology annotation, cellular component: endoplasmic reticulum membrane. The transcript is spliced from 9 exons.
CUCAUCAGCGCCGAGACCGGCUCUUAUUGGCGGAACGCGUCCAGGGAAAGGGGGCGUGGCUUGAGUUUGACUUGAGUUCGGUGCGGUGCCGAGGUCGGAGCCCGGCUCGGGGAAGGCGGCGCUUCUGUGUGCUCAAUAGCUGGUGGUUGGUGAGGGGGCAUUGGGGCGUAGUCUAGCGACCUCGGGGGCGGGGCCUCCAUGGGGUUCCUAUACUCAGCGGCGGGUCUGCUGUUUUGCCUUCAUUCAUUUUCUGGCCGGCAUCGUCAUGCAAAGGGUCGCGGUGGUCACUGGAGCCAGCAGCGGAAUUGGUUCUGCAUUGUGUGAACGCCUUCUUCAGGAAGAUGCCAGCCUCCAUCUCUGCCUAGCCUGCAGAAACAUGGAGAAGGCCAACACCACCCGUAAGAAACUGUUGUCCUGUUUCCCCCAUGCAGAAGUCAGCAUUGUUCAGGUAGACGUUGGCAGUGUGGCAUCGGUUCUCAAAGCUGCCAAAGAGAUCAAAAAGAGAUUUCAGCAUGUAGAUUAUCUCUUCUUGAAUGCUGGGAUCAUGGUAAAUCCACGUAUCAGCUUCUCAGCUUUCAUUCAUGGCCUCUUCUCCAGGAGGGCAUUCCGGAUGCUAACCACAGCAGAAGGCCUGAUGAGUCAAGAGGAUCGUGUAACUCCAGAUGGCCUGCAGGAAGUCUUUGAAACCAACAUCUUUGGGCAUUUCAUACUGAUCCGACAGCUGGAAUCUUUGCUUUGCUCUUUUGAAAGGCCCAGCCAGCUCAUUUGGACCUCCUCGAUCAGCGCCCGCUGUUCUAACUUCAGUCUCGAUGACUGCCAGCACAGCCGAGGCAAAGAGGCCUACAGCUCCUCUAAAUACGCCACUGAUCUUACUAGCGUGGCUCUCAACAGCCAUUUCAACAAACAGGGACUGUAUUCCAGUGUUGUGUGUCCAGGAGUUGUGAUGACCAACAUGACGUAUGAAAUCCUGCCUUCUUUCAUCUGGAAGUUAUUUUUCCCCAUCAUGUGGCUGAUCCGCCUUUUCACUCACACUUAUACGCUGACGCCUUACAAUGGAGCAGAAGCCCAGGUUUGGCUAUUCAAGCAGAAGCCAGAGACGCUGGACCCACUGGUGAAAUUUCACAGCUGUACCACAUUAUUUGGGAAGAAUUAUGUUGACAGCCGCAAGAUGGAUAUCAACCAAGACCUGGCUGAGAAGUUUUACCAGAAGCUGUUGGAACUUGAGGUGGAACUUUUGGCAAGAUGUGGUAUCCCAACACACAAACAAUAACUAGUCAACAUCUCCUGGCUGUUGCCUGUCUUCCACAGCAGUGGGACUUUAUUGUUUCUUGUUUGCAAAGCAAACCUCACUAAAGAGUUGACAUCAGGCUUUCCUGGAGCUGAUGAAAGGAACCCAAAGCCUUAAUUAUCUAUGUCUUCAUUACCCCCUUCCCCCCAAAGUCUGGAACUUUACUUCUGUAUGCAAACUGUCUUUCUAAUAAAUGGUAGCAACACAGAACCAUUCGAAAAAA